Plasmopara halstedii is the source of this 2370-nucleotide messenger RNA. RefSeq names its product adenylate guanylate cyclase domain-containing protein. The coding region runs from base 1 to 2370 and encodes 789 amino acids. The record is from RefSeq and is a predicted model, not a curated record. Gene Ontology annotation, biological process: cyclic nucleotide biosynthetic process; intracellular signal transduction. Lineage: Eukaryota; Oomycota; Peronosporomycetes; Peronosporales; Peronosporaceae. The transcript has a single exon.
AUGCGUGUAUUGGAGAAGUGUCUUCCUCGAAACGAUAUUGUACGAGAAUUAGCACCAUAUUUGCAGCAUGUACAUCAGGAUGACACGCUGGAUGAUGAUAACCGACGUGGGGACAUGGGUGGCCCUUGGAUGCGGUCCCAGUCCCCACGAGGAAUUGAUAAGGACUCAGCAACAUCUAGUGACUCAUUACGUCACGUGAAUGCGAAUUACCCUUUGCGACACAGUUUAGACUGUGAAUUGAGUCUGCAAACGGAUAAUAAUAUGAACCAGACUCGACCGCUUGGUAGAAUGAGCAGGAGAAAGCCUGAUACAAAUGGUACAUACGAAAGAAAUUUUCAGGAAUCCGGUCGUAUCACUCCUGGUAAGGAGAAACCCAAUUUAACCGAGAUUUCAACGAAUCAGGACGGAUAUCGAUCAUUCACGUCUUCAAGAAAUUCUCAAAAUCAAUCUACUGAGAGAGAGAACCCCACGUUACUUCGUCUAACGAGAAUGGAAGCAGAUAGUGGAGGAAGCAGCACUCAGAGUUUGGAUGUAUCAGGUUCCGAGUAUUCUGGAGUAGGAUCAAACAAUGCGACGUUUAGUAAACGGGUCAUGGUUAACAAAAUCAAGACGGAUUUGGGAGAUCUUACGCCCGUAAGAUGGGAAAAGGUGGUAAUUGUGCAGGUUUCCGUACAGGGUUUUCGUGAGAUGAUGAGUCAGGCAAAAGACUUAAUGGAGGACGCAAAGCUCCUGUAUGAACAUACGGUAUUGUCUCGACUGGCGUCGGAGUAUGGUGGACAGGAAAUUUUGAGUCACUCGAGAUCGGGACUUUUUGUUAUUGCUUUUGCCUCGGAAUUUCACGCUGCUAAGUGGUGUCUAUCGCUACAACUUAGUCUUGUAUAUGCUGCAUGGAACGAUAAAUUACUAAAGCAAUUUGACGACAUGAAAGAAGUCUCUGUGACAACGAAUGGCAAGACAAAGAAAAAUUUGCUUUUGUAUCGCGGCUUUCGCGUACGAAUGGUAAUCCAUACGGCAGAUCCAGAUAUCAAUUCGGAGCUGUCACUAUGCGAAGCAGUUAAGUGGACAAAAACUGUGAGUGAGUACGCUUAUGGAGGACAGAUCGUGUUAAGUGAUAAUGUGUGGGAUAGGUUAAAAGAACAGCUCGUACAAUUGGGCAAUCCCGUUGUUGAAGACUUGGGCGGUCACGCCGUUCUCGGUGACGAAGUCUUGCUUAUGCUACUAUUGCCACGAGAUCUGGAGCUCCGUCGAUUUCCUACUCUAAAAAGUCCACAGCAGCUUUCGCUUGGAAUGCGUGAUGCUCCGUCGGCUCACAAGCCCGUCACGAUGGUUUUUACGUUUAUUGAAGGAGCUCGACCUCUUGUUCGCUGUCACGCUGAAGAACUUGCCGAUCGUAUCAAGACGUUGUGUAUGGUGGCUCGCGAGCUCCUGCGAAAACACAAUGGCUACGAAUGCCAAGAAUUGCAGGGAGACUUUAUGUUGGCUUUUUUCACACCUGCAAGCGCUAUUUUGUGGUGCGGUGAGUUUCAGCUGCGAAUUUGGCAAAAGUUUCGCGAGUGGGAUCUGGAAAACGAAAAUCAAGAGUUGCGUUUUUCAAUGUCGAUGGGAAUUGAAACGGGUAUUCCUGCUAGUGUAAGUCCGCAUAAGACAAGUGGACGUGCGGAUUACUUUGGCAAUAUAGUGAAUCAGACGGCGCGAAUAGCAAAAGCAGCACAUGGUGGUCAGGUUUUGAUCGGCGGUGACGCUUGGAGUGCUUUCUGUUUGGCGCAAGUAACAUGUCCAAGCCAGCAAAUUAUUGCUAGCGCAGAUAAAAUAAAAGAUAUGCCAGGAUUUACAACAUUUCAAUUCAGGGCACACGGUUACUAUAAUUUUAAGGGAAUUUCGAAGCCGAUUGGGUUGAUUGAAGCAAUUCCUGUUGAUUUGCAGUUGCCCGUAUUGAGCUUGGAUCUCGUCACGCUUGUCCGUGGCCGUGUACCGAAGGCCAAACGCAUUGAUGAAGCGGCGCUCGCGAAUCAAGCAAAGACCGCGGUGCCAGACGUUCCUGGGGAAUUAGUUCGACUUCGACACGGUGGCGAACAGCCCAAUAAUUCGAUUCGUGAGACUGAAUUCGACUUUAAUCUGUCGUGGGACGACAGUAUAUUUGUAUUUGAAGAUAUUGAUGAGGAGGAAGGAGAAAUGGAAGGCGAAGGGCAAGGUCGCGGCUCGGCCAGCCAAAUGGUUUACGGUAGCGUGGCCCUUGCGAUGCGAAAUAGCACACUUAAUCACUCUCGAUUAAUGGCACAGCUACUUUUGUCAGGCAUGGAAAGCUCGACAACAAGAUCAGUACGCAGUCCAAUUACUGCAGCAAGGACUGAAGACAUGAAUAGAGUUUAA